AUGGUUGAUAGAAUACAACAAUCCCAACAACUUCAAGAUAAUGCUACCAAGAAGAAAUUGAAGACAGAUUUCAAUAAUGAUGAGAUCGUUCAUUUCUUCCAGCCAAAAAUUUGGGAUCAAAAGUAUCAACAAGAUCUUAAACAAGAAAUCAAAGAUAGUCAACCUUAUAGAUGGGGAACCAUUAAAGAAUUAAUGAAUGAUCAGUUAUUAAGAAAUGUUAGAACUGAAGUUAUGAAUGAAAUAUCUUUUACCAAGAAAGAAACAGAUAUCUAUAAAGUUUACCAAUCAGGAGAUUUAGCCAAUUUAUCAGGAUUAGAUUGGGAUGAUUUAUCUCGUUUACCUUCAUUAUAUGAAUUACGAGCUGCUAUUUAUAGUGAACAAUUCAGAGAUUUCAUAUCUACAGUUACAGGAUGUGGGAAAUUAAGUGGUAAAAAGACUGAUAUGUCAAUCAAUAGUUAUACUACAGGAUGUCAUUUGUUAACUCACGAUGAUGUCAUAGGAUCCAGAAGAGUUAGUUUCAUUCUUUAUUUACCUGAUCCUAAUGAAAUAUGGGAAGAAGAGUUUGGGGGAGCUUUAAGAUUAUUCCCUUCAAUUGUUCCAAAUGUUCCUUGUACUGAUUAUAGUGCCAAGUUAAUUCCUCAAUUCAAUCAAAUAGCAUUUUUCACUGUUCAACCAGGACUUUCAUUCCAUGAUGUUGAAGAAGUUAGAAUGAACAAAUAUAGAUUAUCCAUUCAAGGAUGGUUCCAUAUUCCUCAACCAGGUGAAGAUGGAUUCAUUCCUGGAGAACAAGAAAUGACUGAAAAUAAAAGUACUUUACAACAAUUACAAAGUAAAGAACUUCAAGAAUUCGAUUUCCCCAAACCUUAUAGAACCGACUUCCUUAAUGAUGAGUUGAAGAUUUAUAAUGAUUUGGAAAAAUAUGAUUUCAGUGAAGAAGAAGUUCAAUACUUAUCUAAAUUCAUUAAUGAGACUUAUUUGAAAGAGGCCCACAUUGAACAAUUGAAUAAGAACUUUAUUGAAGAAUCCAUCAUAGAAAUCACUCAAUUUUUGAACGAUGACUAUGCUGAUACUCUUUGGAAAUUGUUAAGAUCUACUGAAAUUGAAAAACCAGCACCGGAAAAUUCCAAACAAAUCCAAUUCCCUUGGAAAUGUGCUAUACCUCCUCAUAAACAAAGAUAUAUGUACAUUGAUGGGAAACCAAGCUUCGAUUUGGACGAAAAAUCCAUCAGAUUCGAAAAUAAAUUGGGAUCCCAAGAAUCACCAAAUUUCAGUUUAUUACAAAAGCUUAAUGUUGAGGAUACUGACUCCAAGUUAGUAGAAUUAUCUACAUUUAUGAAAUCGAUUGUGUUUAAAAAAUGGCUAACUUUAAUCACCAGCUUGAUCCCCACUUCCGAACAAUUAUUAGUUAGAAGAUUCAGACCAGGUCAUGAUUUCAUCUUAGCUACUACUACCGAUAAAAAAUUAGCUCGUGAACAUCUUCAAGAAGCUAAUGUCUUACUUGAAGCUACCUUGAAUUUAACACCUACUGCUAAAAACCCUGAAAACUGGGAACUGGGAGAAUUUGGUGGAUAUGAAUUAUGUAUGAGUCUUGAUAAUGAAGAUGGAGAGUUUGAAGAUGACGAUCCAGCUAUUUAUAAACCAAGUGAUCCAAAUGAUGAUUCUGUAUUAUACUCAAGUCAAUGUAAAUGGAAUUCAUUAACAUUGAUAGUUAGAGACCCUUCAGUAUUGAAAUUCAUCAAAUAUGUUAGUAUCAAUGCCAGAGGUUCCAGAUGGGACAUUUCCUGUCAAUGGAAUGUCAGGGAUCAAGAUGAUGAAGAAGAAGAUCAAGAACAAGACCAAGAAGAUUAA
Messenger RNA from Yamadazyma jaroonii, 1848 nucleotides. NCBI's taxonomy places the organism in Eukaryota, Fungi, Ascomycota, Pichiomycetes, Serinales, Debaryomycetaceae. The record is from the annotation of a GenBank genome assembly.